Molecule: messenger RNA, 1488 nt
Organism: Xenopus laevis (African clawed frog)
Lineage: Eukaryota; Metazoa; Chordata; Amphibia; Anura; Pipidae
Gene: pdx1.L
Product: pancreatic and duodenal homeobox 1 L homeolog
Exons: 2
Coding region: 16-831 (271 amino acids)
Biological process (GO): type B pancreatic cell differentiation; endocrine pancreas development; positive regulation of transcription by RNA polymerase II
Cellular component (GO): nucleus
Molecular function (GO): DNA-binding transcription factor activity, RNA polymerase II-specific; DNA binding; DNA-binding transcription factor activity
Source: RefSeq, a predicted model, not a curated record
CAGCUGCUUAUCACCAUGAACACCGAUGACCAAUAUUAUCCCCAAGCUCCAAUUUACAAGGAGCCUUGUGCGUUCCAGAGGAACCAGGGACAGGACUAUAACCCAAGCCCCCCAGCAUGCCUUUACAUGGGGAGGCAGCAGCAAGCAGCCUACAACAACCCCUUGGUAGCUCUGGACCCAGGCAGUCCUCCAGACAUCUCGCCGUUUGAAGUGCCCCCCAUAUCUGAGGAGUCCAUUCUUCCUCACCUUCAUCACCAUCACCACCAUCACCACCACCAUCACCCAGGGAUCCCUCAUCCGCAACAGCAAAUGCCAUUCCCAGAAGACACUGAAUCCGGAAACUUAGAGGAAAGGAACAGAACCCUUCUACCUUUCCCAUGGAUGAAAUCCACCAAAUCCCACGCCUGGAAAGGACAGUGGACAGGUGGAUCAUACAUAAUGGAACAAGAGGAGAACAAAAGAACAAGGACAGCCUACACAAGAGCCCAACUGUUGGAGCUAGAGAAGGAAUUCCUCUUCAACAAAUACAUCUCCAGACCAAGGAGAGUAGAGCUGGCAGUCAUGCUGAACCUGACAGAGAGACACAUAAAAAUCUGGUUUCAGAAUCGGAGAAUGAAGUGGAAGAAGGAGGAAGAUAAAAAGAGAGGGAGAGGCAGUGACCCAGAACAAGACUCUGUUGUGUCCUCUGCUGAUGUGGUUAAAGAUGAGCCUCAAUGUCUUGGAAACUCCCAAAAUACAGGGGACUUGGUCCUUUCUUCUCCUCUGUCAAUUUCAUCCCAGUCCAAUCCCAUUCCAACUACUGGAUCACUAAGGCAAGCAGAAAAACGAUAGAGAUAGCUAAGAAAAUGCUGGCCCACUUUAUAUUGUCUCAUAAGUAUUAUGGAGAUCGACUUUUCAUGGACAAAUUAGACAACAAAGUGAAAUACAACUGAUUAUAGAAUGAGCCCUCUUCACCUGCCAAUUAAACAUCAGCAACAACAACAAAAAACUCUCUUUCAUUGUACAAUAGUAAUUACCGUUAUCUUGUUUUAGCCUCAAAUAUGCAGACUCCAAUCUUAGAAAGUACUGAAUGUUCUUUGUUAUGACGUAGUACAGUUUGCUAGCAUAGAAGCAUUAUUUUUAUGAAAUUGCACAUUGUUUGUAAAAUAUUGUAGAGUUCUACCAACAUGUGAUGGGUUAUUAGGGGUAGGGAAAUCAUAUGAUUGUUGGAAAAAAAGAUUUGACGGCUCCAUAAUAAUACGUUUUGAGAUAUACAUGACAAAAUGACUCUAUAAAUGUGUUAGGCCAGAAUAUAUAUAUAUAUAUAUAUACAGUACACAUAGUACAUAUGUGUGCGAAUGUUUGUGUGUGUACAGAAGCCAUGUGACUGAGGAGGUUAAAAAUAUUGUAUGUUAUUUCUGUCUCUUUGAAUUGGGACAUUUUUGCAUUUCCUCAUUUUCCAGUAUUGACUUAAGUAUAUUUUGUAUUUCACUCUCCAUUUUUAUUUAA